Messenger RNA from Oppiella nova, 661 nucleotides. NCBI's taxonomy places the organism in Eukaryota, Metazoa, Arthropoda, Arachnida, Sarcoptiformes, Oppiidae. The record is from the annotation of a GenBank genome assembly.
AUGUUACAUCUGACCCAAGCGCACAAGAAUGCCAUCCGUGGUAUCCGAAAGAUCAAGUAUUUCGUGGCCCGAAGGAAGUUCCAACAGGCGAGGAAACCCUAUGAUGUCCGCGAUGUCAUUGAACAGUACUCUCAGGGACAUCUCAAUAUGAUGGUCAGGAUUAAGGAAUUACAGCGACGGUUGGACCAGACGUUAGGAAAGCCGGGCUCUCACCUGAGUAUUGGCGUCAAAUGCAUACCAAUCGGUACUCGACUCUACCGAAUGGAGCAACAAAUCAAUUUAAUCGAUAACAAAGUGGACAGCAUUUUACAGAUACUCAACAUAUUCAUGGAGAAGGGAAAGCCAUCUCUCCUGAAAAGGACCCAAUCGAUCGAGGAGUCUGUCUGACAGGCCAUCCGCUACUUUCGGUGUAUUUUUGUUAUUUAACUUAUGGUUCACACGAUUUAGUUCAGCACUCGUGAACCCAAAAGCCUUAAGUGACCCACACUUCACGGCCCCGAUAUCUGUUGUAUACGGGACGGGGAUUUGCAACCAUGUUUAUAAAAGACUAAAGAAUAAUAAGGAAUGCCUUUCAGUUAGAAAUUAGUUGAAAAUUAUGUAGGAAAUGGAUGCUAACGGACACCCAUACAACUCAUUUAUACUACUGUGAUAUUAACUCAUA